AUGAGUUCUCUGGGGCGUACAACAUUAAGAUGGUGGUUCAAGAUGCUAAGUCUUCAACGGCAAUCGCACCUCUCAUGGCAUCGAGACCGACUUCGAGAGGAACUACGCGAGCGUCGACUUGCAGAGACAGGUUGGCAAAAGCUUAGUGAGACUUCAGAUGUUCUUUUCUCGAUCACCCGGGCCCAAUACGAUGGGUUUCCAACGCGGAAUCCUUCUUGUUUGUCCGGCUUCCACUCCAGCCCGAUAUAUAUGUACAUGCUGGCAAAGUACACAUCGCGAUGGUCAUUUUUCAAAGUGGCUGCCCUUUUAUGUAAUGCCCGGCACUGGAACCUGGUACAUGAGGUAGUGAACCCAGGCAAAGAUCACAAACUCACUGAAGUCGCUUCCCGCCACAUGAUUGAUGAGAAGACCUUUCAGCGAGUUAGCGGUCAGCUGAGGCGCAUCUGGCCACUGUUUCCUUGA
Molecule: messenger RNA, 462 nt
Organism: Penicillium expansum
Lineage: Eukaryota; Fungi; Ascomycota; Eurotiomycetes; Eurotiales; Aspergillaceae
Exons: 1
Coding region: 1-462 (153 amino acids)
Source: RefSeq, a predicted model, not a curated record